ACCAGCAAAGCCUGUAAGUCAUCACAUUCCAUCAGAAAUAUCCAGAUAAAACCCGAUGAAAAAGCACUUCAGCAAUACUCCCAAACAACUGCUGGGACUACAGAACUCACAAACACAGCAAGAGAUCAUAUUUGAAAUAUGGCUCAGAGUGAUUUCCUCUACCCAGAUAACCCAAAGAGGCGGCAGGAAGUAAACCGUCUUCACCAGCAGCUCCUUGACUGCUUAUCUGACAGCUUCCAUGCCACCAAUAAAUUGACUGGGGUUCUAAAUAUGCACUUGGGGUGCAGGCUGGCCUCCAUUGAGAUGAAAAGAGAUGGGACCAUCAAAGAAAACUGCGAUAUCAUCAUCCAAGCCAUUACGGAAAUCCAAAAGGAACUUCAAAAGGUUGAUGAAGCACUAAAAGACAAACUAGAGCCAACACUUUAUAGAAAACUUCAGGAUAUUAAGGAAAGGGAAACAGAGAAAAUUGCAAUAGUACAAAAGGUGAUCUCAGUCAUCCUAGGAGAAGCUACAUCUGCAGCCAGUGCAGUGGCUGUUAAACUUGUAGGCUCAAAUGUCACAACUGGCAUAAUUAACAAGUUGGUCAGUGUGUUAGCUCAAAUUGGUGCUUCUCUCCUUGGUAGUAUUGGAGUUGCUGUUCUCGGCCUUGGCAUAGAUAUGAUCUUCCGUGCCAUCCUGGGAGCAGUAGAGAAAACACAGCUUCAAGAAGCCAUCAAAAGCUAUGAGAAGCAUCUGGUGGAGUUCCAGUCAGCCUCAGAAAAAUAUCAUCAUGCCAUUACUGAGGUCUCCAAUACAGUGAAACACCAAAUGAAAUGAACAUUUUAUCUGCCCCUGGAAUAUUUUUCUGUUUCCCUCUCUUUGCUUCUUUGAUUAGGCUUAUUUUCCAUACACUUCUAAUGGGAC
Molecule: messenger RNA, 903 nt
Organism: Lemur catta (Ring-tailed lemur)
Lineage: Eukaryota; Metazoa; Chordata; Mammalia; Primates; Lemuridae
Gene: SMCO3
Product: single-pass membrane protein with coiled-coil domains 3
Exons: 2
Coding region: 139-816 (225 amino acids)
Source: RefSeq, a predicted model, not a curated record